AUGAUGCAAUUGCAACAGGAUCUAGUGACGGAUUGUGUACAGUUUUUGAAAUCGGUAAGAAAUUUUCUACGUGAAUGUGAAGAACCGUACCGGGAAGAUGAAGGUGAAUUUGAAGCAAAUGCUGACCAGCAUGGGGAUCAAACGUAUUUGAACGUGUUACAAAACAAACAGCCUGAGGAUGAGCGUGGUCGGUUGAUGGUUCAAUGUGAGGUACUGCUAGAGAGAUUCGAAAAAAGUGCCAGUAUGGCCAGCUUGCCAAAGCAAAUCGAUCAAGUUAAGGAAGAAGAUGAAUAUCGGGAAGAUUUGAGAGAUGAAGAAGAAAAUUCUUAUCUAGAUAUGAGUGGAUCAAAAACUCUCAAAGCAAACACGAGCUCAUCGAAUGUUAGCAUCAGCGAAUCGAAAGAAGACUGGCCCUUACAGCAUCAGCACGAUGAAUCGUUCGAUGAGGAGAUGCUGUUUGACACCCCACAGGAAAAUUCAUACGAGCUCACGACGGACCAGAUUCUCUACGACGAGUGCCAGCAGGAGGUAAGCUACGAGCAGGAGCUGCCAUCCCCAACCAUCCCCGUUCUGCGUACGCCCACACCAGAAACCGUUCUUCACGAAAGUCAAUGCCCUUAUGGUGGUCUUCCAGCGUCUCAUUUGCGUCUUCAGCAGUCCCCCAAGCAUGGCACCCUCUUCAAGCAAGAGAAACGCUUGUUUUUCGAUCAGUUCAAGAAGUACUACGUUGGGCUGAUCGACAAAUGGCUGCUGGUGUACAACAGCCACAACGAUCUCAAACCCUGGCAAACGAUCCUUAUCAAGAGCAUCAAGCUGAAUCUGAACCUGAACGAGCAAAUCAACGAGAAACAUCUGUUCCAGAUCAUUACGCACACCGACUCGAAGGUACACUUCCUAUCGCCCAGCUUCCAAGAUCUGAACGAGUGGAUCGUGGCGAUCGAGAACAAUUUGAUCGAAAAGGUGGAACGGCCUGCUGUGGAAGAGGGUGCGGGACUGCGGGAAGUCCCACGGAAAUUACCAUUACCACCCUGUCCUGAUAAGGACGAAACCGAUUUGCAUCCGUCCACCGGUCUGGUAGAGGACGGCAUAUACGAGGAACCGUCACUGUGCCUAAAACCCGAAAUGCACUCAAAGCCUAAAGUCGGGCACGGUUACGAUACUCCGAAACCGUGCUGUACCAGCAGCAACUCGAAUACUUGCAGCAAUGCACCACAGCCGAAGCCCGAUUUACCGGCCAAAUCAACCGACACGUGUAAUACAUCCUCCACUCCAACACCGGUCAAGAGUUGGCUAAAGAGCCGCUUCAAUCGAUCUCCCUCGACGGAUUCGACGGACGCAAAAACUGCCAAGAAAGCGCUCAAGAAGCUUUCCUUCGAGGAACUGGCCGUCCCAGAAGCGAGCAGCUCGAAACCGAUACCGGUACCUUCGUCGCCCAAGUUUUCGCUCUCCACUACGCCCUCGAGCAAGGGCACGAAGAUUAACAUGAUCAUCAGUCAGCUGGAGGCAAAUGGGCAGCUAAAUUUGCUCUCGAAGCGGUUGAACGAUACCAACAAGCGGUACACGUGGGUAGCGGAUGGUGUUACCAGUUGAGG
Molecule: messenger RNA, 1592 nt
Organism: Anopheles maculipalpis
Lineage: Eukaryota; Metazoa; Arthropoda; Insecta; Diptera; Culicidae
Gene: blow
Exons: 2
Coding region: 1-1590 (529 amino acids)
Source: RefSeq, a predicted model, not a curated record